This is a messenger RNA of Penicillium brasilianum, 1567 nucleotides long. NCBI's taxonomy places the organism in Eukaryota, Fungi, Ascomycota, Eurotiomycetes, Eurotiales, Aspergillaceae. The record is from the annotation of a GenBank genome assembly.
CAUUGCCAGAAUUCCCUACCCAGCUCACCGAAUAUAAUCCCCACAGCUCCCCGGUUAUAUCCUCUGAAACCUUAGGUCUUAUGCGGCAAGAACGUUUUCCUCCCUGGUACGCCAAGGCCCGUCAACCGAGGUGACCAAGCAACACCAUGUCCACUAUGUUGGGGUCUCCGGACAUGACAUAUCCGAAUGAUUCACUCAUGCCACCCUGACCUUCUUCAAUUGCAAUUGUUCUGCAUCAUUUGUGCAACUAUUCAAAUAGAACAAAGCCUAUUACCUCUACAUUCUCUAUAUUGACUCCCAUCCGCAAUGUCUCUCAAAGUUGCCAUCAUCGGCGCCGGCCUCAUCGGUCCCCGCCAUGCUCAAUCCGUCAUUGCUAAUCCAACCACCGAGCUGAUUGCCCUCGUCGACCCGGCACCUACCGGGGAAGCAACGGCCACCACGCUAAACACCAACUUCUACCCUUCCGUGGCAGCCCUCCUAGCUUCCCCCCACAGACCAGACGCCGCCAUCGUGUGCACCCCAAACCACACACACGUCCCCGUCGCCAAGGAGCUUCUAGCAGGCGGCAUCCACGUCCUCCUCGAAAAGCCCGUCAGCGACACUCUUGAGACGGGCCGCUCCCUCCUGGAGUUCGCACGAGCCCCAGAACGAUCACACCUCAAGCUCCUAGUCGGUCACCACCGGCGCUUUAACCCCUACGUCCGCGCCACGAAGGCCGUCCUCGAGUCCGGCUCGCUAGGCCGGACGAUCGCCGUCAAUGGACUAUGGACCCUCUACAAACCGGACUCGUACUUUGCCGCGCCAACGGAUUGGCGUGCCUCGGGGGCUCGCGGCGGAGGCGUCAUCCCUAUCAACCUCGUUCACGACAUCGACCUGAUGCACCACCUCUUCGGUCCGAUCGUACGCAUCCAAGCCGAAAAGACUCUGCCUCAACGACCCAGCCCCCCGCACGACGCGGACGAAGGCGUUGCACUCACAAUGCGCUUCGCCUCCGGCGUCGUCGGCACGUUCCUCGUCUGCGACGCAACCCCCUCCGCGCAUAACUUCGAGUCCGGCACGGGCGAGAACCCGAUGAUCCCGCGUGCGACCGACGCCUCCUCGUCGGACUUUUACCGUAUCUUCGGCUCGGAUGCCUCGCUCAGUGUGCCGGAUUUGACGCGCUGGAGUUACGGGUCUGCGGAGAAGAGUUGGGCGAAUCCGUUGGUUGCGGAGAAAAUUGCGUUGCCGGACGAGGAGGCUCCGUUUGAUUUGCAGUUGGCCCAUUUUGUGGAUGUUAUUGCUGGGACCGUGGAGCCUAGUUGUUCGGGUGAUGAGGGGUUGAGGGCUUUGAUUGUUUGUAAGGCCGUGCAGACGGCCAUGCAGACGGGGUUACCGGUGGAUAUUCCUGUUGAUCCGUUGGCGUAGUAACACCAUGGAUAUUGGGUGAGAAUGGUGGUGAGAUAAAUAUGGAUCAUUACUCAUGAAUAAUUUUGGAUUUUGUUUUGGAAAUGUGUGAGAUAACUAUCCGAAUGAUUCUUAGCUAGGUGUCUUUGGCAGUCAUGUCCAAUUUGAACUCUUUCUCCGUUGA